Molecule: messenger RNA, 4630 nt
Organism: Marmota monax (woodchuck)
Lineage: Eukaryota; Metazoa; Chordata; Mammalia; Rodentia; Sciuridae
Product: inactive serine/threonine-protein kinase TEX14-like
Exons: 14
Coding region: 2649-4400 (583 amino acids)
Biological process (GO): male meiotic nuclear division; intercellular bridge organization; protein phosphorylation
Cellular component (GO): kinetochore; intercellular bridge; midbody
Molecular function (GO): ATP binding; protein kinase activity
Source: RefSeq, a predicted model, not a curated record
AGCUUCAGUUGGCCAGUGAACAGCUGUAUACACCAGCAUCUACUGUGCGCCAGACUCAGAAGUCCGAGAUGGGGAUUUUAGGGUGAAUCUAACUUCUGAAUCAUUGAGAAUGAAAUCUGAUAGUGGCGGUAUAAGAGGAAUGAGGAUGAGACACAUCGGACAAGUGGCUUUUCAGAUGGAGUGAAACUUUAAUCCUGCGGUAUAGGAGCCAAUCAUGCAAGAGAGAGACAGACAAACAGACAGACCCCGACCCCCUUGGAAGCUGAAUGGCCUAUGCAAAGGCACUGAAAUCAAAGCAAACUGGGCAUGUGUGUGCAUGGGCUCUGGUAGAGGACUCAGGUCCAGAUAGUAAAGGGCUUCAGAAUGUGUGUGAAUUUUGUUGGAUUUUGUUCUCAGUGGGAUGGAAAACCAUUGGAAUUGUAAGCAGGCAAUUAACAUCACAAUGAGCAUUAAAAAUUUACAAUUUCUGUUUUCAUUGAUUUUUGUUAAGUUCUGGCCUAUUUCUGAACUUGCUUAGUUGUUGUAAUUGUUGAUUCUUUAUUUUUCUUAAUUUUUUAAUGUUUAUGAUUUGUUGGCUGAAAAUGGUUAAGGUUUGGUCUUUGCCCUUCAAUAUUUGAACUCUUAAGUUUCUUUUUCUUCUCUUGAGUAUUAGCCAGAACUCCCAAACCAUGUUGUUGGCAGACAUAGUUUUCCUUGUUCUUUUUUCCUCCUUUUAAUUAGUGCAUUAUAGUUAUACAUAAUAGGAGGGUUCAUUUUGUCAGAAUCGUACAUGAAUGGAAUUUGAUUUAUUCCAUUUCAGUUUCUGGUCCGCCCCCCCACACACACACCUUUUCCUUCCCUUCUUUAUCCUUGUUCUUGAUAUUAAAGGGAUUGAGUCUCUAUUUCUGUUUUAUCAUGCUUGCUAUUGGCUUACAAUUCUUAUCAAGUAAGGGAGGUCCCGUCUAUUUUCUGAGGUUCUCUUCCUUCAAUUAUAAGUUGAUAUUAACUUAUAUCAAGUACUUUUUUAUCUACUUAAGUAUGUGAUGUUUGUCCUUUAAUCCAUGAAUGCAUUUUAUUUCAUGGAUAGCUAUUCUUGUGUUGAAUAAUCCUUGCUUUCUAGAGAUAAAGCAAUUUUAUUUUAUUUAGUGUUUUUGCAUACAUGAUUACAAGCAGAACUGAUAAUAUAAUUGUUUUUUCUGGUUCUGGAAACUCUCAUCAGGUCAGAUUGGCCUCAGAAAGUGAGCCUUACCAUCCUUUUAAUUUUUAUUGUUUUGGAACAACUUGUGUAAGAUUAUCUAGUUCUUAAAUGAUUUGUAUUUAAAGAAGAUGCCUUUGUGUUGCAUGAUGAGUGCAAAAACCAUUUAGAAGACCAUUGCAAAAGAUGGGCUUGAGUAAAACAUGAUGCAGUGAAUGUGGUAUUCAGAGGUUCUGGAAGGUCUACAUUUGAGGGGUUUUUGAGGCAGAGAGCCGGCUGGGGUGGACCAAGUGCAUGAUUGAUUGUUUCUGCCGAGGACACAGGGGUACAAGGACAAGCACACUAUGCAUUGGCCCUCCUUGGCGCAGGACCUGGAGAAAGAGGAACUCAUGGGGAGGGGCAUAGAUAUAAAGCAUGGAGCAGAGGGUGAGUGAAUGGGAGGUGGCAUCUGCGCAAAGUGAUGAUGGGGAAGGACAUGGGGGAAGGCACAGCAUUGAGGUGGCAGUGAAUAAGAGGUUGCCUUUAGGUGCAGUGUUCUAAUGAGAGAUUUCCUCGUAGAAUCCAGAAAGUUUGCUUUUCUUGAAGAUUGAAGGCUGGACACAUGGGACCUGUAUAUACAAUACUGAGUUAGGGCUGGGUGAAGGUUGCCUGUCGCAGACAGUGGGACAAUGCACAAGGUUUCGUGAUGGUUCCUUCCUCCCAGCCCCAUUGUGAUCUUGACACCUCUAGAGAUAUGGAUGCUGCACGACAGGCAGAUGUCGCCCCUUGUUCUGUGGACCUAAUGGUGAUUUCCGGUGCACCUUGUUGAGGAUUGAGUCCUCAGCAGCUGGUGCAUGUAUGUGGAGGGGGUUCUGGGACACUGAUGGAACCCGGGGUCAGGGGUCACCCAGUCAAGGAGGGACAGUGGAGGCUGGGAAUUGGCAAGAAUGUUUGCCUGAUGGCCCUAGGACCUCUGCCCCAGGAAUGCAUGGCAGGGGCAGUCCUAAGUCUUGCUGCCUCUCAGUUGUCCAGGUGGAUGGUGAGAACUCUGCUGGGCAGACGGGGCUUUUCCUCUCAGCACUGUUGGGCCACAGCUCUGCCGUGCGGCUUCUCUUGGCCUUUGGCGCCAACCCCAACCAGUGAGUGGACAGGCCAAGAUGCCCCCACACUCCCAGGGUGCUGAGCCUGAAAGCCAGGACUCCUCUUCUCUCCCUUGGUGAUCCCCUGGUCCUCUGGGGUAGCCCUUUCUCAUCCCUGCUGCUUCCCACGUUCACAGUGGUCCUCCUCUCAGCCCCACAAAGACCCAAUGGCAUCCUAAAGUAACCCUUCCCAUUCUGGUACCACUUCCCUUGUUCACAGUGACGCCUCCAUCCCCCAGGGCCAUCUUCCUGCCACUUUUUGCCCCUGUUCCAUCCUUUCCUAAUCCAUUCCCACCCUUGUUCUUGAUGGCAGCACACCAGUGCAUGCGGGCGCCUUCUCAGGCUGUGGCCUGGUGAUGCUGCACCUGCUGCAGGCGGGGGGUGACCUGCGCCUGCAUGACCAGCAGGGUCGCACACCACGAGACUGGGCUGAGCAGGGGGGUGCCAAACCAAGCUGGGAGAUGCUGGAGCUGUUGCAGCUGUGUCAUGCCCAUAUGUCAGCACUACUGCAUGGUGCUGACCUGGCACCUACUACUUCCCUGGGUCAACUGCAGGCCAGCUCCAGGAAUAGCAUGUGUGGCUCCCUGUCCUCUCUGUGGCUGGUACAGACAGACAGAACACUGAAGCCAGAGCAGAUCAGGAGAUCCCCUCAAAUCCCAGCUUUGGGGUUUGGCCAGCUGAGCAGCCUGCAGCUGCUGGGGCUGGUCACAGGCAUACCCCUGGUGGACCCCAAGGAGCUGCUACCAGCCCAGGGCGAACCUGACCGCACCUACGAGAGCACUUCCCAUACCCUCAUGGUCAACCUCCUGUGGAGGAGCCACCCUGUGGCUGUGCGGCGGCUGAAGGUCCCAGGAGCCCACCCUGAUGUGCUGCUGGCUGACCUUCAGCACUGCAGCACCCUGCACCACCCCAACCUGCUGCUGCUGAUGGCACUGAGCCCCUCUGUGGACCUGUCGGGGCUGUGCCUCCUGUUUGAGCCCGUGUGGCUGGGCUCCCUGCACGUGGUGCUGCACUCACAGAGACCAAGUGAGGAGGGUCCCCAAACCGUGCCAGGCUUGCUGCCCGGCCACCUGCUGCUGCAGGUGUUGGAGGCCCUGCUGUUCCUGCAGGCCCGCUGGCGAGCCCACGGUGGACUCACCUCCCAUGCCGUGCAGCUGGUGCGGCCAGGCCUGGCUAAGGUGGGCAACCUGGAGCAUGGGCGCCCACUGCACCAAUGCCGGCUGCGACCCAGGCUGCAGCAGGGCUACCCUUGGGGGAACCAAGGGGUGCCCCCACCCCCUGAACUGUACCCAUGGCUGCCACUUGAGCUGAUCCACGGUGACAUGCCUGCCACCACCUCAGAUCUCUACAGUUUCUGCAUCCUGGCUCAGGAGGUUUUCACUGGAGAGCUGCCCUGGGCUGGGAGAGAGGGGCCUGAGGUGAAGGCUAAGCUGGAGGCAGGUGAGAGCCCAACUCUGGACCCCAUGGUGCCAGCCCCCUACCAGGCCCUGGUUCAGGCUGGGCUGGGCCUAGGGCCUGCUGACCGCUGGGGCAGCUUGCAGAGUACUCGAUACCUGCUGCGGGAGGCCAUGGCCCAGGACUCAUCCCCUGAGGUUGGUUCCACAUUGGAGUGGACCACACUGUCCCCUCUACUGCAGGGUUCUCCACCAGAGAAACUGUUCUAUGAGGUAGCUUCCAGAGUCAAGACCAGACCCAGGCCUGUGCCACCAGGCCCCGUCCCAUCCCAGGCCCUGGAGACUCCUGAGGCCACAGGCCACAGCAGAGUGCAGAGGAGUGCAACCUUGGACUCCGGCAGCAGCUUGACUCUCAGCAGCAGCCCCAGCUGCAGCCCUAGCCCCAGAGCCAGGGGCCGCCUGCACUGCUGUCUGGAACCUAGCUCCAUAGGCCCUGCCCUGCCCUCCAGCUUCCAGGAAUCGGCCUCCCUGCUGGGGACCCAGAGCUCUGAGGAGCAGUUUGAGAGGAAGUUCUCAGUCAAGAUUCAAGCCCUGCAGGGGCUGCUGCAGCACCCACACAGGGUUGCCCCGCUGGACCCCCGGCCCUGCCCGCUGGAGCUCCGUGACCCCCAGGGGCAGCUCAAGCCUUUUUCCCCUGCAGGCACCUGGCACUGAACUGAUCGCAGAAGGGCUCUCCUCCAGCCUGCAGCAGAUGGACCUUCUGGAGGAGAUCAUGGCAGAGCUGCAGAGUGGAUGCCAACUGGAAGACAAGCCCAGCCUCAGCCUCACCCCUGGCACAGAUUGCUAGGGCGCCAAUAGGGCGCCAAUGUCCUCUCCCUGAGGAUAUCACCCCCCUGCAGCCUUCCAGUAGAGACAAGAAAAUGAUAAAGCAACCCCCAACCCUA